UGCUUUUGUUAGAUUUUUAUGAGUUCCUUAAGGAUUAAGCACAGGAGUCCUGACUCCCAGUGUUUGGAAACCACUUCAUCCUCAGUUUUCAACCCACAGGAUAGAGCCCUGUGCUAUUUCUGCCCCCUGAUUUGGGAAGAUAGUCAUUUUUCUGCCCAUCUUCUGGCUCCUCCCUCUUGGCAUUUGGCAGAUCCAGGCAGCUAUUCAAGGAACUGGAAGCCAAGCACAACAGGUGCUUCAGAGGUCAUCAUGAUCAGCCCAGACCCCAGGCCCUCCCCUGCCUUGGCCCGGUGGGCUGAGAGCUAUGAGGCCAAGUGUGAGCGCCGGCAGGAGACCCGUGAAAGUCGCCGCUGUCGCCCCAACGUGACUACUUGCCGCCAGGUGGGGAAGGCACUAAGGACCCAGCACAGAGAGCAGCUCCAGAGAGCUCGACAACUGCAGUUCUUCAGGAGGAGGAACCUGGAAGUGGAAGAGAAAGGCCAGGCUCAGCGUCCCUGGGCCAGGGAGCAAGUUCCGUCCAGCAAGAAAGGCCAGGCAGCUGUCCUCAGGGAGGCCUUGUCUGCUAACGGGAUCUCUUUUCCAGGACAGCAGGUGCCAGGGACCAACACCAAUGUCUUUCCAACCCCACAUCACCCUCUCUCAAGUGUCCAGAGGGUUGGGGCUGACCACCACUCCUCACAGGCAAGGGCCUUUCUACCACAAGACUCUCCCAUCAAGAAACCUCACAAACACCAUCGUGGUACUCAGACAAAGACAGAAGAGGCACAGCCAACAAUUAAGAAUGACGCCAGUCAGCAGACCAGUUAUGGAGUCGCAGUUCUGGAUAAGGAAAUCAUCCAACUUUCUGAGUACCUCAAAGAGGCCCUACAAAGGGAAUUGGUCCUAAAGCAGAAAAUGGUGAUUCUCCAAGACCUGCUAUCUACCCUGAUUCGGGCCUCUGACAGCUCUUGGAAGGGACAGCUUAAUGAGGACAAACUGAAGGGCAAACUAAGGUCCUUGGAAAACCAACUCUAUACCUGUACCCAGAAAUACUCCCCUUGGGGAAUGAAAAAGGUGCUAAUGGAGAUGGAAGACCAGAAAAACAGUUAUGAGCAGAAGGCCAAAGAAUCACUACAAAAAGUGCUGGAAGAGAAAAUGAGUGCAGAGCAGCAACUGCAGAGCACACAGCGGUCCCUGGCUCUGGCAGAACAGAAAUGUGAAGAGUGGAGGAACCAAUAUGAGUCUCUAAAAGAGGACUGGAGGGCCCUCGGGACCCAACACAGAGAGCUGGAGAGCCAACUUCAUGUGCUUCAGUCUAAACUACAGGGAGCAGAUAAUAGAGACUCACAGAUGAACCAAGCCCUGAGACUUCUGGAGAAUGAGCACCAGGAACUGCAGGCCAAGAUUGAACUCCUGCAAGGGGACAGAGAUCUGUGCAACUCAGAUACCCAGGACCUUCAAGAUAAACUAAAGAGGUCAGAGGAAGAAAAAAUUGUCCUGAUGACCAGAAUACAGCAGUUGCAGAGUCUGCUUCAGGAUCAAUCCUUACAGCUUCAAGAACAGGAGAAACUCUUAAAGAAAGAUGAGGCUUUGCCUGUGUGUAGUGCAAAGCCCUCCCACAAUGAAGUGGAGCCUGAGAGUGCAGGGAAGGAGAAAGACUGGGAUCUCAGAGACCAGCUGCAGAAGACGACUUUGCAAUUCCAGGCCAAGGAAAAAGAGUGCAGAGAACUGCAUUCGGAGUUAGACAACCUCAGUGACGAGUACCUCUCCUGCAUGCGUAAGCUGCAGCACUGUCGAGAAGAGCUGAACCACAGCCAGCAGCCACCUCCCAGAAAGCAAUGUGGUCAGUGGCUCCCCAUCCUGACGGUGGUGAUUGCUAUAGCACUGGCAGUAUUCCUGGCCAACAAAGAUAACCUGAGAAUCUGAAUAACUUGUGACAGCUGCCUGGAGUAAAAAUCAGCAGCAAACAACUCAAUGAAAAACACAGAAGGUUUGGGUACUUUACAGCUUGGGUUUACCCUCCAACUGAAUUGGGAUUUCUGACUUCAAUUUUUUUAGCCUAAAUAAAUAAACUUUACCUCACCAGA
Messenger RNA from Ictidomys tridecemlineatus (thirteen-lined ground squirrel), 2066 nucleotides. RefSeq names its product TRAF3 interacting protein 3 (gene Traf3ip3). The record is from RefSeq and is a predicted model, not a curated record. Lineage: Eukaryota; Metazoa; Chordata; Mammalia; Rodentia; Sciuridae.